AUGUUUGAAGGAUUUGGUUCGAAUAAGAGGCGUAAGGUAGCUCCUGAAGGUGAGAGUGAGAGUUCCAAACCAUGGGUUGAGAAGUAUAGACCAAAGAAGCUGGAUGAAGUCGCGGCUCAGGACCAUGCAGUAAAUGUGUUGAAGAAGACCCUUGGCUCGAGCAAUUUACCACACAUGUUGUUCUAUGGACCUCCAGGGACAGGUAAGACUUCCACGAUAUUGGCUUUAACUAAGGAAUUAUUUGGUCCGGAAUUGACGAAGACAAGAGUGUUAGAGUUGAACGCCUCAGAUGAGCGAGGUAUAUCAAUUGUUCGUGAAAAAGUGAAGAAUUUUGCAAGACUGACAGUUUCCAAACCAUCAGCUAAAGAUCGUGAGAAUCACCCAUGUCCGCCAUAUAAGAUCAUUAUACUGGAUGAAGCAGAUUCCAUGACUGCCGAUGCUCAAAGUGCUCUUCGUCGAACGAUGGAAACAUACUCAUCGGUAACCAGGUUUUGUUUGAUUUGUAAUUACGUCACCAGAAUCAUCGAUCCUCUAGCCUCGAGAUGCUCGAAAUUUAGAUUUAAAUCUCUGGAUGCUGCGAACGCUCUCGAUCGAUUGAAGUAUAUCGCAAAAGAAGAGUCCGUCGAUUACGAAGAAGGUGUGUUAGAUGAUAUACUGAAGAUUUCAAGCGGCGAUAUGAGAAGAGCAAUCACACUAUUACAAUCAGCGCACAAGCGAAAAGGCUUGGAAGGAUCUAAAAAGAUUACUCCACAAGAAAUUGAAGAAAUUUCUGGGUUAGUUCCGAACUCUACGAUACAUGAAUUAGCAGCGAAGAUAGCGGAAAGCAAUAUCGACGAAAUUGCAGAGUAUGUCAAUACUUUUAUGAAAAGCGGGUGGUCUGUCGCUGCCGUGACAGAGCAACUACAUAAUUAUUACUUGGUCAGCGAUGAUUAUGGCACAGACUUCAAGAAUAAAGUUUCUUGGAUUCUUUUCAAUACGGAUUCGAAGUUGACGAAUGGUACAAACGAACAUAUUCAACUUCUUAAUUUGGUUAUCCAAAUAUGCGAGAUCCAAAAGAAUUCCUAA
This is a messenger RNA of Torulaspora delbrueckii, 1065 nucleotides long. It is a transcript of the gene RFC2, whose product is annotated as replication factor C subunit 2. The record is from RefSeq and is a predicted model, not a curated record. Gene Ontology annotation, biological process: DNA repair; DNA-templated DNA replication. Bases 1 to 1065 code for a protein of 354 amino acids. Gene Ontology annotation, cellular component: nucleus; DNA replication factor C complex. Gene Ontology annotation, molecular function: DNA clamp loader activity; DNA binding; ATP hydrolysis activity. The transcript has a single exon. NCBI's taxonomy places the organism in Eukaryota, Fungi, Ascomycota, Saccharomycetes, Saccharomycetales, Saccharomycetaceae.